UCGGGAAUUAUCGCUUGCGAUGGAGUCAUAUUUUUGCGUAAUAAAAUCUGAUUGUAGUACUGUUGGAAAUUUAUUGAAAUUAUGUCAUUUGUUUAUCUUGUCCCAGCUCGGUCGUGUUCAAUGCAGAAAAGUCUCUAUCGUUUGACAAAAUUUGUCUGAGAAUUGUUAUUGUUCGAGAAAUUGUCGAUUCGGGAGACAUCUUGUGUUGAAAAAGAUACAAGUAACUUGACUUGUCUGAUUUUGUCUUUCACGUGAAAAGUAGCAGAAUUAGUUCCGUGUUAGAAAGUUCGCAACCAUGGAUGUGUCGUGGGAUGCUGAUAACUUUGAACCGAAACUUCCGACCACGUUGACGUCCAACAAAUGGGAAGGCGAGGACGAGGAAGAGACCGUCAAGGAAAGUUGGGAGGACGAAGAGGAAGAAAAGAAGGAUGAGGAGAAGAAAGAGGUAGCUCCUCCACCACCAAAACCUAAAAAGAAAAUAUUAGACAAAAUUGCCGAAAAAGAGCGGCUUGAGCGUGAGAAAGCAGAACGUCUAGCUGCUGAGAAAGAUGAGGAGCUCACACCGGAACAGAAACUUGCUGAGAAAUUGCGACAGCAAAAGUUACAAGAGGAGUCAGAUCUCCGACUUGCCUUGGAAACAUUUGGUGUGACUGAAGGCAGUACUGGCAAGUUGGAUAACUUCCAUCCAACCAAUAAAGAUGAGUUCACAGAGUUUGGUGACCUGCUUUGUAAAAAGAUCAACUUUUACAAAGCCAAAGAUGAAUUCCCUGCCUUUGUCGAUGACCUGGUCAAAAAUAUUGUAGUACAAAUGCCAUCAGCCGACAUUAAGAGGAUAAAAAUGACAGUGGAUAAUCUCUAUAUUGAAAAGCAAAAGGCGGAGAAGAAUGAGAAAUCAAAGAAGCCUAACAAGGGCAAAGGCAAGGCUAAAUUAAAAGUGGAAGGCGAUAAUGCUCACCUCAAUCAAUACGAUGCCUACGGUAACUUCGAUGCUGACUACGAUGACUUUAUGUAAACAACACAAUAUGUUGUAAAUCUUACACGAUACCUGGCCUCUGAUAUGAUUGCAAAUGUCGUUUAUUUAUCACAAAACAAUCUAAUAAAAAGUUCAUUGACCGUAUGUCAAUAUACCAUUUGGUAUGUUUUUUUUUUAUACUAUUGUAUAAAGGUAGCAAUGUGUUGCUUUCCUCAAAUAAAAGUACGACCAUGUCAAAUAACCUACGAGUUAAUAUGUUAGAAAUUUUAUUAUCUGUUUUUCAUGUGGCUUCACCAAUAUGGUGUGUAGAUUUGCCAUAUUGACUUUUAUGGUUAACCCACUCUACCAUCUUUCAACAAUUAAUAUAACGCAAUAGGAAUUAUUUUAAUACGGUCUUGCACAUAACUUAUUUUAAUAACAUUUGAUUAUAUACUAACUAUAUGACAGUUUAAUAACUGCUUACUAAUAAAAUCAAAAAUUGAUUACUAAUGAAAACUAUAAAAUAAGCCAUAUCAUUAACUCUGAAGUAUAACUUUACUAAUAUUAUGAAGAGGUAAAAUUUGUUUGUUUGUAUGUACGGGGUAAACUGCAGAACUAAUGAUCCAAUUUCAUUGGUAUAAAACCACAUUAUUUCUGAGUGUUAUGAAUAUAUAUCAUAAAAUUUACGCGUGCGAAGCCGGGGCGGGUCGCUAGUCAGGGAUAUAUACUAGUAACAAAAAAAAAUCCUCUUGUCAUUAAAAUUUAAGUGAUAAUAUUCUAAACCUUCUCUCUCCUCAUUGGUAUGAUAUUCAUCCUUCGUUAAACAAGUUUGCUGUAAAGUAUGAUA
Molecule: messenger RNA, 1799 nt
Organism: Vanessa atalanta (red admiral)
Lineage: Eukaryota; Metazoa; Arthropoda; Insecta; Lepidoptera; Nymphalidae
Gene: eIF3j
Product: eukaryotic translation initiation factor 3 subunit J
Exons: 7
Coding region: 296-1012 (238 amino acids)
Cellular component (GO): eukaryotic translation initiation factor 3 complex; cytoplasm
Molecular function (GO): translation initiation factor activity
Source: RefSeq, a predicted model, not a curated record